This is a messenger RNA of Dioscorea cayenensis subsp. rotundata (Guinea yam), 1705 nucleotides long. Its product is annotated as cytochrome P450 78A5-like. NCBI's taxonomy places the organism in Eukaryota, Viridiplantae, Streptophyta, Magnoliopsida, Dioscoreales, Dioscoreaceae. Gene Ontology annotation, molecular function: iron ion binding; heme binding; monooxygenase activity. The record is from RefSeq and is a predicted model, not a curated record. The coding region runs from base 71 to 1600 and encodes 509 amino acids. The transcript is spliced from 2 exons.
CUCUUCAGCGCUCCCGCCGGAACUCCACUUCCGAAAUCGUAACUCUCGUAACUCCACUUCACACCUGGAAAUGGCGACUUCCACCUUCGAUCCUACUCUUUCUCUCCUUUUGCUUUCCAAGUUCCCAAUCCCUCCUCUCAUCGUCGUCCUUCUCGCCGGCAUCGCGCUUCUCUGGUUCGCUCCCGGCGGCGUCGCAUGGGCCUUCUCUCGCGCCGCCAGGGCUGUUCCGGGUCCUCCCGGCGUUGUCUUAGCUCUUUCCGGCACCGCCGCUCACCGUGCACUAGCUAAGCUCUCUCAUUCUUUGAGAGCUUCCAAGCUGAUGGCUUUCUCUGUUGGUUUCUCUCGCUUCAUCGUCUCCAGCCACCCGGAAACCGCAAAGGAAAUCCUCUGUAGCUCGGCCUUCGCUGAUCGUCCAAUCAAGGAAUCAGCUUACGAGCUUCUCUUUCAUCGUGCGAUGGGAUUUGCUCCAUACGGUGAGUAUUGGAGGAAUCUCCGGAGGAUCUCUGCCACCUAUUUGUUCAGCCCUAGGAGAAUCUCAGCCUUCGGACAGCAGCGUAGAGAGAUUGGGGCUCAUAUGGUUGGGGAGAUUCAGAGCUUGAUGGGGAGAGAUGGUGAGGUGGAGAUCAAGAAAGUGUUGCAUUUUGCGUCUUUGAACAAUGUAAUGAUGAGUGUUUUUGGAAAAAGAUUUGAUUUUGGAGAAGGAGAAGGUUUGGAACUGGAAGGGCUUGUGAAGGAAGGGUAUGAACUGCUUGGGAUGUUCAACUGGAGUGAUCAUCUGCCAUUGUUAGGGUUGUUGGAUUUGCAAGGUGUGAGGAGGAGGUGCAAAAAGCUGGUUUCAAAAGUUAAUCUCUUUGUUGGGAGGAUCAUUGAGGAACAUAGAUGCAAAAGAAGUGCUUUUGGUGCAGCUUCUUCAAGUAGUGUUUGUGACUUUGUUGAUGUCCUGCUUGAUUUGGAGAAGGAUGAAAAGCUCUCUGAUGCUGAUAUGGUUGCUGUUCUCUGGGAGAUGAUCUUCAGAGGCACUGAUACUGUGGCAAUUCUUCUUGAAUGGAUCAUGGCUAGAAUGGUCUUACAUCCUGAAAUCCAAGCCAAAGCUCAAGCUGAGAUUGAUGCUGUUGUUGGAGAAUUCAAGCUUGUCUCUGAUGAAGAUAUUACCAACCUCCAUUACCUUCAAUGUAUUGUUAAAGAAUCUCUUAGAAUGCACCCUCCUGGUCCUCUCCUUUCUUGGGCUAGACUUGCAAUUCACAACGUAAAUGUCGGUGAUUACUUCAUCCCUGCCGGGACUACCGCAAUGGUGAAUAUGUAUGCGAUAACACACGAUGAAUGUGUAUGGUCUGAGGCUAAUGAAUUCAAGCCAGAGAGGUUCAUGGAGGAGGAAGUGAGCAUCAUGGGAUCUGAUCUUAGGCUUGCUCCAUUUGGUUCUGGGAGGAGAGUUUGUCCUGGGAAAGCCAUGGGCUUGGCCACUGUUCAUCUUUGGCUUGCUCAGCUACUUCAGAGCUUCAAAUGGCUGCCAUCAAAGCCUGGUGUGGAUUUGUCUGAAUGUUUGAAGUUGUCUCUUGAGAUGAAGAACCCCUUGAUUUGCAGAGCUACUCCUAGGAGUUGAAUGUCUGUAGUUUUAAGCUUGAUUUUCUCUGUAACAAACUGUUUGUUUUGUUUUGUUUUGUGAUCUGGUUGUAAUGUAUGUAAACACAUGAAAUUCUCAAUGUUG